CCUAAACCCACGCCAUAAGUUAGCUUACACAACACAAAAAAAAAACUGAAACUAAAACCAAAUUCUCUCAAUCGAUCUAAACCCUUAAUAUUCUAGCCAACUUUGAGAUCAUCAUGGCGAUGAAUCUUCUUUACAACCAGAUAAUCAUGAAUUACGAAUGCGAGGCAUGGCUCGUCGAAGAUGCUGACCGAGACGUAGACCCAUCUUUUUUACCAGAUGAACCGCAAGUCUUCAUCCAAAUACAUUCCCAAACCACACCAAACGAUGAUGAUUCAAUCUGGAAAAUUUUUAUUUUGACAAGAGAUUAUGUUUUGAAUAACUCAAGUUCUUGGUCUACGAUCGUAUAUUUUUUUAAUGAGAUGAAAAUACCCUUCUAUUUUCAUGCCUCGUUAUUGCAAAAAAUUAACGAGAGUGCCAAAGAAUGUCAAGACUUGAACCACAAGUUAACUCAAAUAAAUGUGGGGCUUUGUACUUUAUAUGAUGAAGAUUAUGAUGCUUUUUCGGAGUCUUUUAAUUCGCAGAGAUUGAUGUUUGUUGGUGCAAGCAAGUCCGCGAUUGAAGCAUUGGAGAAGGUUAAGAUUGAAAAGAAAUUGACGAAAUUAUGUGUGAUUUGCUUCGAGGAUUUUCCGAUUGGAAGUGAAGCUACGUGCAUGCCUUGUAAGCAUAUUUAUCAUCAGAAUUGCAUAUCAAAUUGGUUAGAGAAUAGUAAUUGUUGCCCACUUUGUAGAUCUCAAGUUCCUCCUAUUUGAUCGAGUCUGGUUAGAUCUUCUAAUUAUAGAAAAAUGUUUUUAAAUUUUUUAGAAUUAUGUUUAAGACUCAA
This is a messenger RNA of Mercurialis annua (annual mercury), 820 nucleotides long. RefSeq lists its product as uncharacterized. Gene Ontology annotation, cellular component: cytoplasm. Bases 114 to 749 code for a protein of 211 amino acids. NCBI's taxonomy places the organism in Eukaryota, Viridiplantae, Streptophyta, Magnoliopsida, Malpighiales, Euphorbiaceae. The transcript has a single exon. Gene Ontology annotation, biological process: protein ubiquitination. The record is from RefSeq and is a predicted model, not a curated record. Gene Ontology annotation, molecular function: ubiquitin protein ligase activity.